AGUUUCUUUUCUUUAAACAAAUAUUAAAACCAGAGAGAGAGAGAGAGAGAGGUGAGUGUUAAUGGCGUCAAGUGUAGUCUCUCCUUCGCUGAACACCUCUUCCUGUUCUUCUUCUUCUAUAUUAUUACCAGCUCCAUUAUUUGACAUGAAGAAGUAUUCUGUUUCUAGUCCCAGAAACCAUGUGAGGAGCUCCUUGUCUUCUUCUAUAUUGGGUACUAGAUUAAGCACAAACAGAGCAUCAAGCAAGAAGAGCUAUCGAAAUGGAGGAGGAUUCACGUGCUCGGCUUCUUCUUCUUCUUCUUCUGUUCUUCCCUCUGCUCUCCUCUUCGAUUGCGACGGCGUGCUCGUUGAUACAGAGAAGGACGGCCAUCGCAUUUCUUUCAACGACACUUUCACUGAAAGGGAAUUGGGAGUUACCUGGGAUGUGGAUUUGUAUGGCGAGUUGCUCAAAAUUGGGGGAGGAAAAGAAAGGAUGACAGCCUACUUUAACAAGACUGGUUGGCCAGAGAAAGCUCCAAAGAGCGAAGAGGAAAGAAAGCAAUUUAUUGCUUCCCUGCACAAGAGAAAGACGGAGUUGUUCAUGGCCCUUAUUGAGAAAAAGUUGUUGCCUCUUCGGCCAGGUGUUGCGAAGUUGAUUGAUCAGGCUUUGGCAAAGGGUGUUAAAGUUGCUGUUUGCAGCACCUCCAAUGAGAAGGCGGUCUCUGCAAUAGUUUCAUGCUUGCUUGGACCUGAGCGAGCAGAAAAAAUCAAGAUAUUUGCCGGAGAUGUGGUUCCUCGCAAAAAGCCUGAUCCAGCAAUUUAUAUAUUAGCAGCCGCCACCCUGGGUGUUGAACCCCCCAGUUGUGUGGUGGUAGAAGACAGUGCCAUAGGUCUUGCAGCAGCCAAAGCUGCUGGAAUGAAAUGUAUUGUAACGAAGAGCGGGUACACGGCUGAGGAGGAUUUUGUAAAUGCAGAUGCAGUUUUUGAUUGCAUUGGAGAUCCUCCAGAGGAAAGAUUUGAUCUAGCAUUCUGCAGAGGCCUUCUUGAGAAGCAGGCAACGGAGAUUCAAAGCAUUUAAUUGCUUAAUAUGCCAGAAUUCAUGAGGUGACAACUUGAUGAUAAUAUAAACAGUGGAAAAAUAACUCCAUGUGGUCAGCUCUGUAAUUAAGAGCUUUUUGUUGUACUUUGUUGACAUUUUCUAUUAUGUCAAUUUUUUUAUUUUUUUUUUCGUGCAUACUUGAAAUAUAAAUACAUUGUUAAACUCUCUCUGUAGGUGUUCUUUGACAUACACAUGGAGGGAGAACACAAUCAAUUUACAUAAUAUGAUAUUCCAUCCCCAAA
Molecule: messenger RNA, 1320 nt
Organism: Camellia sinensis
Lineage: Eukaryota; Viridiplantae; Streptophyta; Magnoliopsida; Ericales; Theaceae
Source: RefSeq, a predicted model, not a curated record